UUGGUAAGUUAUCUCUUCAAUUCUUCACUUUAGAAAUUGGUGUAGAUGCCCAAUCACUAAUGGGUUUAUUAGGUUUUAGUUUUUCCACAGUUUCACUCACUCCUUCACUCGCUUCCUCUCCUCCCUCUCUCCCUCUCCUUCCUUGUCAUCUUCCUUCCCUCUCUCAUCCUUUCGCCAGUUGAGUCUCUCCCUUUAUCUCUUUCUCUUUGCAUUUAUAGCUCUUAAAAAACUGAUUUGGUGUGUUUUUUCUUCUUGUUUAUGUUUUUCUUUUUGUGGAUUUGUGUAAUUGUGCAGGAAGGAGUUUAGUGUUACGUGUACGAAAUCUUGGGUAUAAGAGUGAAUCACAACUUUUUGAGUUGAUGGAACCGGGGAAGGCGAUAUCAUCUGAGCUUAAUCGGAAUCUUUAUGAACCAAUUGAGCCGUAUAGUACUGGUUUUUUUAAGGUUUCUGAUCUUCACACUAUCUACUAUGAGCAGUCCGGAAAUCCCAGCGGGCAUCCGGUUGUCUUUCUUCAUGGAGGCCCUGGAGGAGGAACCACACCAAGUAAUCGUAGAUUUUUCGAUCCAGAAUUUUACCGAAUAAUUCUAUUUGAUCAGAGGGGUGCAGGAAAGAGUACACCUCAUGCUUGCUUAGUGGAAAACACCUCAUGGGACCUCAUUGCUGACAUUGAAAAGCUAAGAGAACACUUGGAGAUUCCAGAAUGGCAGGUAUUUGGUGGGUCAUGGGGAAGUACACUAGCUCUUGCAUACAGUCAAGCUCAUCCUGACAAGGUUACUGGCAUGGUCCUCAGAGGGAUCUUUCUUCUGCGAAAGAAAGAGAUUGAAUGGUUUUAUGAGGGUGGUGCUGCGGCUAUUUACCCUGAUGCUUGGGAACCAUUUAGAGAUCUUAUCCCAGAAAAUGAAAGGGGAUGUUUCAUUGAUGCUUACAGCAAGAGGUUGAACUCUGAUGAUAUGGAAACACAAUACGCAGCUGCUAGAGCAUGGACCAAAUGGGAAAUGAUGACUGCCCAUCUUCUUCCAAAUGAAGAGAACAUCAAGAGAGGGGAUGAUGAUGAUUUUUCUUUGGCAUUUGCAAGGAUUGAAAACCAUUACUUUGUGAACAAGGGCUUCUUUCCAUCAGAUUCUUUCCUAUUAGACAAUGUUCACAAAAUAAGGCAUAUAAAUACUACAAUUGUACAGGGAAGAUAUGAUGUUUGUUGUCCUAUGAUGUCUGCUUGGGAUCUUCACAAGGCUUGGCCAGAGGCAGAUUUUAAGGUUGUUGCAGAUGCAGGACAUUCUGCUAAUGAACCCGGCAUAGCUGCAGAACUUGUGGCUGCAAAUGAGAAGCUCAAAAACAUUAUAAAGAAUGGAUCCUGAAAGGAGAGGUGCACGAAGCUGUCACGGUGUAAGAUCACAAGCAGAUACUGCGACAGAUCCUUAGGGACAUGAGUUGCUAUCAACUGAGAAGUUUGAUGCAUGCUUUUAGCCGAACAGAAUAGAUCUUGAAAAUAAUGAGGAACUGUGUUAUUCCCUAGUAUGUCUUGCUUUCUUCAAUGGAAGGGUGGAUUUUCCUAGUUGGUGUUGAAUCUUCAAUCCGUCUACCUGCUUUGCUUACUCAAACUGUGAGAAUAAUAACAAUGUAGAUGCUUGAAGGAUCUGUGAAAUUAUAUGUCAAGUAAUGUCCAAAGAGGUCGCGAAUGAUCUCUCUCUCUUGAUAUCCUGGUAAAUUAUAAUCCCAUGGUGGUUUUAUUUUUUA
Molecule: messenger RNA, 1734 nt
Organism: Hevea brasiliensis (rubber tree)
Lineage: Eukaryota; Viridiplantae; Streptophyta; Magnoliopsida; Malpighiales; Euphorbiaceae
Product: proline iminopeptidase
Exons: 10
Coding region: 360-1355 (331 amino acids)
Biological process (GO): proteolysis
Cellular component (GO): cytoplasm
Molecular function (GO): aminopeptidase activity
Source: RefSeq, a predicted model, not a curated record